UAAGGAUGAUUUUUACCAAACUACCGUCCAAAUGCAGCAAACGGCUCCCUCCUGCUUUUUCCUAUUUUCACGCAUAUAUAAUUUCUCACUUUUAUUUUUUUUUUAAUUUUAAUUUCUUUAUUCAGAAUCGCCGCUUCUCCAAAAUUCAAAAAUCCAUCGCCCCCUUUUCCUUUCUCUCUCUCUCUCUCUCUUUCUCUCUCCAUUUGACGGAGGAAAAAACCGAUAACUACUUUUCCACUCAGUCGCAUUCCAUUUAUCAAUUUGAAUCGAUCAAUUCGUUUACCAUUUCGAUUUCAACCCCAUUUUUCUUUCAUUUCUUCAUAUAAUGAGUGAAUCCCAGGAGAAUUUCGCUCUUCAAGAUAAAACGCUUAGUCUCAUUGAUGUCUCCUUCGAGGACGAUUGCCUCUAUAAUUCUCCUUCUCGUGAUCCUCAACUUCCCCAUUUUUCAGAGAAUCAGACAGAGCACAUAACUGUUCACUUGGUGGGUGUGCGAGCCCCUGAAGACUCUAAUGAAGGAGAUGAACAAGUCAUUCAACCACUUGAAUCAGCAGAACAAGAAAAGACGAGAAAAAAUGAAAAGUACAACUUGCGCAAAAGUUUAGCCUGGGACAGUGCUUUCUUCACUAGUGCAGGUGUUUUGGAACCAGAGGAGUUAUCUACUAUGAUAGGAGGAACUGAGAAAGGAGGAAAAAAUCAUAUAUUACCAGGAAUUGAGGAGGACAUACACAGAUCUACUGAUUCAAUGUCUUCAUUUGCAACUGAUAAUUCGACGUUAGGGACUCUUGAGGAUGACUUGUUUGGAGAUAUAAGAGCUUCAAUCCAGAAAUCUAGUAAAGCAUCCAAGGCUGCAAUUUCACAUGCUUCAGCGAAAGUGGACAUUGUUCCUCAAAAUAAGUUAAAGACUAAAGCACCUCCCAAUAAGCCAAAUGUUGUCUCUAAAGGAUCACGGAAACUGGCAAACCAGUCUGGUUCUACUAAUGGACAGUCAACUUCUUCUUUUUGUAAACCUCCCAAGACCAUAGGCAGAGUUAGUCCCAUCUUAAUAUCAGCAGCCAAAAGAGCUUCCUUGGGUGCCAACCGUGUAAAAAUGGAAAAGGAUAGUGCAGAACACUCGACUGGUCAUUCAGAUAAUCCAAAAAAAUUGACUGUGGCAGGUAGAGGAGCAAAACUACCUACGAUGGGUGGUUCAAGAAAUACUGUCCCCAAUCCCACACUUCCUUUCAAGUCCUCCUUGCGAUCUUCAGUGGCAUCUAAGACAGAGCUAACGACUUCUGCUUCCUCUGUUGAGAGUUUGGGAAGUCUGUCAUCUGACAGUAGUGGUAAACAUUCCUUGAAUAGUGUGAAAAGAAAAACUGAUUCCAAAACUGGCAAUCAUUCUUCCACUGUUUCAACUGUCAAAUCCACAUUGAGAACAGCAUCAAGAAGUAAGAAUCAGUCCACGAGUUCAAGUUUUUCACCUCAUUUGAAGUCUGCAACCAAGCUCUCUUCUAGGAUAUCACCUGCUAGUUCUAUCAGUGAAAGGUCUUUGGAAUCAGUGUCACCAACCUCUACCCUUAAUAAAAGGACUAACAGUUCAAGACCUAGCCUUGACACUACCUCUUGCAAAGAUGCACUUGAUAAUGGUGAUGCUCUGCAAGUUUUGGACUCCCAAAAUCAUUCUAGUGACAAAUGUUCAGUUGGACAUGAUACCCGGGUCAUUGGAUUGCCAAGCGAAUCUGGAAACAUAGCUUCAACAGGAAGUGUUGCACCUGUUCAUCCGGAUUCCAUCAAACCAUCAGGGCUUCGGAUGCCAUCACCAAAAAUUGGCUUCUUUGAUGGGGUGAGAUCAACAGUGCGCACUCCUCGUGGAAGUGUGCAAUCACACCCAGCUGUAAACAGUGGCUUGCCUAGAUAUAGGGCAAGAAAUGUUAGCCUCAGUGGCGGGUCAAAUGAGGCAAAGCUUGGAAAGCUUCAACCUGCUAGAACUGCAUUGGCAGUUCGAGGCACCAAAACUGGUGCUCAGCAACCUGCCUCGGAAAUCAAACAUAAAUCUCCUUUACCUCUUCAGGAAACCUCAAAUACUACACCAAAGGUCUGUAGCGCCUCAAGCAAUGGAAAAUAUGGUCCUGGCAUGCCUCUGAAAGUUCAGAAUAGAAUGUCUCCUGGAAACAGUGGGCAAAGUAACUUGAAGGCUGAGAAAAUUGCCCCUAAAGAUUGUGAUACAGCAAUAAACAAUCCAGAUGUCAGUUAUGCUGAUGGGAAUGACAGCCUACAUAAGAAUAAAAAGAGUCCUCUGAGUGAAAGUAAUAGCCUUGAAAAACAUGCAGAGUCUACUGCCAUUCAUGGAGGACUUGGUGUUACAUGUAACUCAAGUUCUGUACCUGAGGCAAAGAACAUAAUCUUGUCACAGAAACUGGGUGAAGAUGCUACAUGCGGUCAAAAGAAAAUUUUGGGUUCUCUUUCUAACACUAAUGAGAAGGGGAAAACUUGUUUUGAAGAUGAAGUUGACGAUUUGGCCCAACAAGUUGGAGCUACUGAAUGUUGUUCUCUUCUUCAAGUUAGUGAAAGCGGAAAAGUUAAUGCUAGUGUCAUAGAGGAACAUGUGACGUUAAUGCCUCCUUCCACUCUUACCGCUACUAAAGGGGUAAAAGUGGAGAUAGAUGAGAGCUAAAGAUGGCUUAAGAGUGUAGAAGCAAGGUUCUUGCAGGUAGCUUUCUCCUUGGUCUGAGAACUGUCAAAAAAGUAGAAAUUUUUAUUCGGAAAGAUUUGAAGGGAAAUGAAUGAAAAUGAAGGUCACGGAUUAAAGCUGCACAUAUGUGAUUAAGGGAGGAAUGAGUUUCAGUGGUGUGAACGUACAUUUUGUGAGAAUAUCCCUUUUUAACAUAUUUGAUAUGUUUGGAAUUUUGAGAUUAAAUUGUAGCAGACUUUUAUUUGUGUACAAUGUUCGUUCUGCCAAUACUUGAACUGUUUUUGUUUCACUGGAAAUUGUUUUCCACAUCAAACCUGUAUUAUUAAGAAGUGAUCCUAAAAAUAGGACAAAAUGUUGCAUAUGAAGAAGAUAUUGAUGAAGCUCUUAAUAUUUUAUUUUGCA
Molecule: messenger RNA, 3070 nt
Organism: Hevea brasiliensis (rubber tree)
Lineage: Eukaryota; Viridiplantae; Streptophyta; Magnoliopsida; Malpighiales; Euphorbiaceae
Exons: 9
Coding region: 326-2650 (774 amino acids)
Molecular function (GO): microtubule binding
Source: RefSeq, a predicted model, not a curated record